GUUUAUAAACGUUGCGACGAAUCAAAAUCUAUUUAAACCUUUCAUCGAUCGGAGUUGGUUUCACUAACAAGCACACCUACGGAAAAUGGCGAGGGUUAUAAUAUCGAUUAUGACCCUAGUUGUCACCGCGACAGCCCAAAAUGUCAUUCAGGUUCCACCUCCUAACCUUCAACAAAUUGGACAACCUGAAUACACACCAAUCCAACCAUUCAACAUCGCUCCAGAUGGAUUCUACGGCUUCAAUCCCUAUUCCAAUGCCAUAGGACCGCCCCAGCAAGUUCCGUUUGCUGUCGAUCCGUACAACAGCAUUGCUCCUUCGCCAUAUAAUUAUCCAGUUCCUGCUAAUGCUCAUCCCGCUUUCCAAAACCAACCCUUCCCACAGUUUCCCGGUUUUCCGCAAUUGCCUCAGUUCUUCCCUCAAUUCCCUGGUCCUUUUCAACCAGGCGUUCAGUCAGUUAUCCCACCACAUGCAAUCCAGCAGGGGCCACCCCAAGCGAACCCUCUAGCUGCUGUGUCCUACAUGAACUUCCAAACGCAACAGGCCACUCAGCCCCCGCAACCAUUGCGACCGGCCAUUGCCCCUGCUCAGGGUGUUAACGGUCUACCGAAACCUGUGAGCACCCCGAAUGUAAACAGCAACAAUCAAGCCUAUGGGUCUUCUUACGGGAUGUAUGUUCCGGCAGGGGCAGCACCAUCAGAAGCAACAGCAACAACAACAGCAGCAGAAGGGUCAACUAAGGGAGCGCGUUAUGAGGCCGUGAGUGGCGAUACCGUUCACACCGCUACCCUUCCAGGGCAUGAGAAGGACUACAAGGUGGUGAGCGGACACGCAGCACCCGUCGACGUUGCUGUGCCGGUAUCGAAGAAGCAGUAAUUUGUGGAGACAAUAGUGAAAUUUAGUUUUAUGUGUAGUGAUAAAAAUGUACAAUAGAAUAUAGAGUGGUAGAUCUAUUGCUUAAGGUUUUUUAAUCAUGACCAGAUUAGGGAAAUCUAUCUUCGAGGAGUAAAAGAAAUUAACUAUCGACUCAGAAGAGCUUCUGACUAAGGAGUGACAUUAGAAUACAUUGAACUCUGGUUAUAUGGAAAUUUGAAAAACACAUUCUUUGAAAUUAUCAAAUUUUCCGGACAAACGAACCGUACUGGUUCCGUUCACGCGUUUUAGAUUCUCGGUGUGUUCUAUUUGAUAUCUCAGUAGAUUCGCUGAGUCGAUAUUAUUUCCUGCAUUACUUUUUCAAGCUCAAAUCGUCCGAUUAGAACAAAAUUUUGAAUGUUAUAUCCUUGCCCCGAAAAAUAUCCCUAAGGCCCGAUGAGACUUACCCACCAAAUCGAAUAUUUCUCUGAAAUUUAAUUAUAUAUGCCAAAAUUGUCCUGAGGGGAACAA
Armigeres subalbatus is the source of this 1381-nucleotide messenger RNA. RefSeq names its product homeotic protein empty spiracles-like. The record is from RefSeq and is a predicted model, not a curated record. The transcript is spliced from 2 exons. Lineage: Eukaryota; Metazoa; Arthropoda; Insecta; Diptera; Culicidae. Bases 86 to 874 code for a protein of 262 amino acids.